Caenorhabditis remanei is the source of this 447-nucleotide messenger RNA. RefSeq lists its product as uncharacterized. The transcript is spliced from 3 exons. Lineage: Eukaryota; Metazoa; Nematoda; Chromadorea; Rhabditida; Rhabditidae. Bases 1 to 447 code for a protein of 148 amino acids. The record is from RefSeq and is a predicted model, not a curated record.
AUGUCCGAAUUGCUCGCCGGUGUCAAGUUGAUGGAUCAAGACCUCGAGCCGGUCGAUCCGGAGGUUCUCAAGGGAAAGGUCGUCGGCCUCUACUUCUCCGCCGGAUGGUGUCCACCGUGUCGUCAGUUCACACCGAAACUCAAGCGUUUCUACGAGGAAAUCAAGAAGACGCAUCCAGAGUUCGAGGUGAUUUUCGUGUCUCGUGACAAGGAAUCACAGGAUCUCAACGAGUAUUUCGCCGAGCACAUGGGCUCGUGGCUCGCCAUUCCGUUUGGAGAGCCCAAGAUUCAAGAACUGCUCGCCCAAUACGAAGUCAAGACGAUCCCAUCGAUGCGCAUCAUCAAGCCAAACGGUGACGUCGUCGUUCAGGACGCUCGUACCGAGAUUCAGGAGAAGGGAAGCGAUCCGGAGGCUCUCUGGGAGGAGUGGCUCGCCUUUUACGAAUAA